GGGGGAGGGGGGGAGGGGGGGGACGGGCACAGCUACAGCGCUCUGUCCCUGAAAAAGCGCAGGAAACGCCCGGACAGACGGUGGAGGGUGAGGCUGGUGAUGCUGCAGUGCUAUUUUAUUUCAAUUGGCAGUAUAUUGGGAACUGGAAUACUGGGGUUGCCUGUCACAAUCGCUCACGCUGGAUUGCAACCAUUUUUGGUUUCAUUCGUGAUUGGGUUCUUCAUGCAGGUGCUUCUGAUUUAUUUGUUUGUGGAUUUACUGCAACGAUGUCGUGUGGCUCAAGCUGAUUCUGUGAAGGCGGAAAGAAUUCUAAUGCAAGAUGUGAGCGAUCAAGACAACAUUCCAAGUCCUGUGGAAGAAGAUGAAGAAACUGAAGAUGCAGGCCAUGUGUUACUGCACCAAGCAAUUGAAGCCGAUCAUUGUGAGGAAGAACAAGUGCCAAACCUGCACAUUCUGGGUGUCCUUUUCCUCCACAAGUACAUGAGCUACGCUUUCAGCCUCCAUCUGAUGCUGCAUUUCAUCUCAAUUGGGAUCAGCUAUGUCCUGGCUGGCAGUGAGGCCUUUGCCGAACUUUUGCAAAUCAGGUAUCUGCACGUCAUCCCGUUCUUCACCUGGAUCCUGGUGCUGGGUAUUAUCACAGCUCAAGUUGUUCUCCAGCCAAUUAUGUCCAUUUUGACGCUUGUGAAAGGAUCGUUUUUAAUCCUCACAGUAAUUGUCACCUUUGUUGUGGGCUCAGAAGUUCAUCAAGAAAUAAGCAAUGAUUUCUCCAGCAUUGGCACUCCCUUCCUGAUGGGGACUGUCGCACUGGGAGGAGUUGUAAAUGUGAUGCCAAUGUUAUUUUCUGAGAUUUCACAGAACAGAUGCCAGGUUUUGUGGUUCCGGCGAGCUAUCAUCGGAGGACUUACAACUUGUGCAAUCCUCAAUAUUUUUUGGUGUUGGGCUGUAUUGAACAUUGUUCCUCAGACAUCCACAAGAAAAGUUUUACUUGAUGGAAGUGUGAACACCAGUAGCCAUAUACCUCCUGCCUAUAGAGUCAUCUACUUCAAUAUAUCCUUGGAGGACUCAGAAAUGGCAGGAGAAAUAGCCACACUCCCUCUCACCAAGAUUAUAAUGGAACAGUACAGUAGGUUUGCCUGGGUAGCCUGGCUCACAGAGAUCUUCAUCGCUGUCAGCAUUACUGUUUCCUUCCUCGUGCUUGGAUCUACAAUGAAACAUACAUUGGAAGGUUGGGUGGAUUCAUUCUGGAGCAGGAGGUGUGACAGUGCCUCUGAAUACUGCCCCCGGCUCCAUAAGAUGUGGAGUUUGAAAAGUAUGACAAAGAUGUGUGUCAGUCUGUUGGCCUUCACCGUUAUUUUUACUGUGGCUGUGUCUGAUUCAAAGGGAUUUGUUGUGGUGCUUGAUAAAGUUGCAUCAUUCGCUUUAAACCUUGAAGCUGGUUUAUUUAUUUUCCUAAUGCUGCGGAAUUGCCAGUCAGAGCCAUACAAACAUAUCAUCGUGCCUUUGACCACAAGCCCCAGAGUAUUUUCAUUACACUGGCUUCUCCCAAUUUAUUUCCUCUUUGCUGUGGGUUAUGACAUUGAGGAGUCAUUGGUUCUGAUGGCCCAGAGUUGGACUCACACACAUUUAAUAUCAGCCAAUGCUACAGCAAACCCAUAGCCAUAGGUCUUAAAAGACUGGGUUGUCAGAUGUAUCUUUGUGUUGAGACAUUAAGCUAUAUGAAAUGCUUUUGCAUUUCAGGAAGAUCUUUAAUAAGAGUGACAAUUUCAGGUAAUGUGAUGUGUUUGGAGGCUAAACAUCUUUUCAGUCACAUCAAGUUCAAAAAUAAUUGAUAUGCUACUGUUUUUAAUGUAAAAAUGUGUACAUUUACACCAUAGGAAAUGCAAGCAGUAUCAAACUAUUUUACUGUUCCUGAACUUAGUUCAGCUGUCAAGGGUCAAAUUAAUUGUAGAACAACGCAAUUUUUCUGUACGUAUUUGGGAAGAAGUCUGAAAUCACUUUACAGGAUUUACGGUAAAGUAUAAUGAAUAUGUUGUAGGCAAACGUGAUAACCAAUAAUGCACACAGCAAUGUUCCAUAAACAGCAUGAAGCAAAUGUUCAAUUUUAUGUAGGGGAUUCAAGGCCAGGACACUGGGAAAAACUCCUCUAUCUUACCGUUUUAGCAGAUCAUUUAUACCAUACCAUAAAUUUACUUCCCACACACACUGUUGGAAUUUAUCUCAAUUACCCUGAAAUCUAGCCAUAGAUAUUAAUGCCUUAUGCAAAUGUACAGCUCCAUGAAAAUAUAGAUAAGACCAAAGUGUAUUUAGUGCUAGCUAACACAUCAAAUUAAUGUGAAUUGGGACUUUGUGGAAAAACAAGAGUUGCUAUGAGAUUGCAGUGCAAUGAGAAUUCAAUUAAAUCUGCAUAAUGGCAUGAAGUACCAACUCUGCACCUACACGUAAUCGAGGAGGAACCCAAAUAAAUUAUGUAUCAAAUUUAUAAGAAAUUGCCUUUGAAUUCAGCCAAAAAUGGCAUUUUCAUGUCGGAAGGACAUCCCAAGGCGCUG
Callorhinchus milii (elephant shark) is the source of this 2546-nucleotide messenger RNA. RefSeq lists its product as uncharacterized. The record is from RefSeq and is a predicted model, not a curated record. Lineage: Eukaryota; Metazoa; Chordata; Chondrichthyes; Chimaeriformes; Callorhinchidae. The transcript is spliced from 18 exons. Bases 100 to 1656 code for a protein of 518 amino acids.